Molecule: messenger RNA, 408 nt
Organism: Heterostelium album PN500
Lineage: Eukaryota; Evosea; Eumycetozoa; Acytosteliales; Acytosteliaceae
Gene: H3b
Product: histone H3
Exons: 1
Coding region: 1-408 (135 amino acids)
Cellular component (GO): nucleosome
Molecular function (GO): protein heterodimerization activity; structural constituent of chromatin; DNA binding
Source: RefSeq, a predicted model, not a curated record
AUGGCUCGUACUAAACAAACCGCUCGUAAAUCAACUGGUGCCAAGGUCCCAAGAAAGCAUCUCGCCAACAAGUCUGCCUCCAAGUACCCAUCAACUUCUGGUUUGAAGAAGACCCAUCGUUUCAAGCCAGGUACCGUCGCUCUUCGUGAGAUCCGUCGUUACCAAAAGACCUCAGAGUUGCUCAUCAAGAAGCUUCCAUUCCAACGUUUGGUUCGUGAGAUCGCCCAAGAGUUCAAGACCGAUCUUCGUUUCCAAGCUGCUGCCAUCCAUGCCCUCCAAGAAGCCUCUGAAGCCUACUUGGUCGGUCUCUUUGAAGAUACCAAUCUCUGUGCUAUCCACGCCAAGAGAGUAACUAUCAUGGUCAAAGACGUCCAAUUGGCCAAGCGUAUCCGUGGUGAACGUGCUUAA